AUGGCCCCUCAAAUCCCUAUCAAACAACAAGAAAUCCGAUUUGCCUCAUGUCAACUAAACGUUGUCGUUGUUGGAGCAGGCCUCGCAGGUCUUGGGUCUGCGAUCAGUUGUGCACUCGCUGGGCAUGAAGUCCAGGUCCUCGAGGCAACACGGGAAAUCAAAGAAGUUGGCGCAGGUAUCCAAAUUUUACCGAACAGCUCGCGAGUACUCCAGCAUUGGGGUCUUGAAAAGGCUCUGACGCCACACAUGACCUUUCCCCGGGUUUGCAACUUCCUUGGAUGGAAGGGUAAUCCAAUUUCUUCGUUGGACUUUCACGCUUCGGAGAGUAACUACCCGGGCACUUGGUACCGUGACUUUCAUCGCGCAGAUCUGCAACAGUGUCUCGUAGAAAGGGCGCUCGAAUUGGGGGUUACUAUAACCUGCAAUGCUCGUGUGGCAGAUGUCACUGUGAGCGAGGAUGGGACCACAGCUACUGCUACUGCGGCGGAUGGGAGACAGUGGACUGGGGAUCUUGUCAUUGGCGCGGAUGGAGUGUUUGGGAAGUUGACGGAGGGAUUGCUGGGUCGAGUCGAUCCGCCGGUCAAGACUGGUGAUCUCGCAUAUCGUUUGCUGUUGUCAACAGAGGAGAUGCGGAGGGAUCCUGAUCUUGCGGAAUUGGUGACAGAUCCCCAGGUCAACUACUGGUUGGGUCCGGAUGCUCAUGCAGUGAAUUAUGUGCUUCGUGGCGGAGAGUUGUUCAAUAUGGUGCUACUUGUCCCCGACGAUAUCCCAGAGGAAUCAUUAGCAUCAACGAUCGAAGGGAAUGUGGAAGAGAUGUGUGCUCUGUUCAAAGACUGGGAUGCUCGUAUCCCCAAACUUUUGAAGCUGUGUGAGUCUGUCCAAAAAUGGCGUCUUUGCAUACGAUUCGGAAACUUUGAUUGGACUCAUCCCUCCGGGGCGUUUGUGAUGUUGGGUGACGCAGUCCACGCUACAUUGCCAUAUUUGGCAUCCGGUGCCGGAAUGUCCUUCGAGGAUGGAGCAGUUCUAGGCGAAUGCCUUUCUCGACUCCCUAAUAGCCCCGGUAUCUCCAAGACCUCAGCCGAGUUCCUGACCGCCAAGCAACACGCCCUUGCCAUCUUCCAGGAGUGUCGCAAGCAACGGACAAAGAUGAUUGUUGAGCGCGGGAAUAUCCAACAAUAUCUCUACCACCUACACGACGGCGCUGAACAGGAGGAAAGAGAUCGAAAGAUGCAGAUGGUCCCUACGCCGGAGGGAGAAGCAUUGGCUUGGAGAGACCCCGGUUUGGCACCUAAAUUGUUGGGAUAUGACCACAUUGCAGACGUUGAUCGUCGGUGGGGUAAAUCACUAGGAACUAGUGUUGUUGAGUCGAGACUGUAG
Penicillium samsonianum is the source of this 1377-nucleotide messenger RNA. RefSeq names its product Monooxygenase FAD-binding. Bases 1 to 1377 code for a protein of 458 amino acids. The transcript is spliced from 5 exons. The record is from RefSeq and is a predicted model, not a curated record. Gene Ontology annotation, biological process: secondary metabolite biosynthetic process. NCBI's taxonomy places the organism in Eukaryota, Fungi, Ascomycota, Eurotiomycetes, Eurotiales, Aspergillaceae. Gene Ontology annotation, molecular function: monooxygenase activity; FAD binding.